This is a messenger RNA of Exophiala spinifera, 1644 nucleotides long. RefSeq lists its product as uncharacterized. NCBI's taxonomy places the organism in Eukaryota, Fungi, Ascomycota, Eurotiomycetes, Chaetothyriales, Herpotrichiellaceae. Gene Ontology annotation, molecular function: DNA binding; zinc ion binding. Gene Ontology annotation, biological process: DNA-templated transcription. Bases 1 to 1644 code for a protein of 547 amino acids. The transcript is spliced from 4 exons. The record is from RefSeq and is a predicted model, not a curated record.
AUGCCUCAUGCUAGCAGUCAGAGCACGAGACCUCCACAAGCCAGUCCAAUAGAACCCAGUAUCGAGUCUCCUCAAGGACGGUCACCAGCUUCCAGCCCGGCUGGGCUCAUUUACUGUGCCGGCUACAGGCUUGGAGACAUUGGGCUAUUCCACGGUAUACCAUUCCUGUCCCGCGAUGGACAGCAGUGGAUUGGCAUACGAUCGGACGACGAAUCCGGUGCCGAGAGCGAAACCAGCCCCCCAUGGCACAACCAGCGGCAGCCAUGGCCCACCUUUUCAAGUUUCAUCAACCCAUCCCAUUUGGACGUGACGAAGCUUCUGCCACUCCCUUUGGUUGAGAGAUUCCUGGCCAAUUAUUUCAAGUCACCUUUUUCAGAGGCCUUCCCCAUCGUAGACAGAGUUCUCUUCCCGAAAAUCAUCGAACGAGCAUACACGCAACAGGGUUCUUCGCCAGAGAGCGCGACCUCGAAAGCAUGCAUUUUCGCUUUUCUGGCCUUUUCGUCUCUAAAUGGGUACGACGCAGAUCCGGGUCUUCCUCCUCUCCAUGAGCAGCAAUGUAUUACUGCGGCACAGCUACUGAUACCCGAUCUGUUUACCGCUCGGCCCAGUGCAGAGGUUGUAGAUGCUCUCUUGAUGUUUGCCAUAUAUAACUUUGGCUGCGGAAAUGUCCAUGCAGUGGAUCUCAUGUUGUCGGCCGUGGUUCGAUUUCUUUUUAUGCUAGGAGCACAUCUAUACCCGGGCGAGGAGAUGGAUAGCUUGCCACCAGAAGCUCUGAGUCUAGAAAAGCGAAAAGCUCUGCAUCUGAGAGAUGACUUCUGGAUCUGUUAUGUCCUGGAUAAAGAAAUCACCUUCCGCACUGGACGGCCGCCCAUCAUCAACGACAGUUCAUGCGAUCUGACGUUCCCAAAGUACUACUGGAAGCAGAGCGACAGGAACUUCAAGGGGGUUUAUCGGCUGCCUGGUGACUUGCGCUUGUCAACGAUCAAAUCGAAUGCGUACGAGAGGUUGUACUCUCCUCAGGCACUUCGGAAAGCCGAUGCGGAGAUUCUGAAAGAUAUCCGAGAAUUGGACGAGAUGCUUGAGAACUGGAGACUGUCGUUGCCCUUGGAGCGAAGGCCUACCUUGUCGGCCGCACAGCCGCCGAACAAAUCCACCGAGACCAAUGGUGACGGCAGUUUUGACUUUGACAUAUCAACGUUCCUGCUGAAAUUGGAGUACCACCAUUGCAUGACAACGAUUCACCAGGCGAGCAGCCGCUGUACCAAUUGGGUUUACAACCACCGAAUUGACGACGGCCUCAGUUCCAGCCUCGAUCUUGCUCUAGCAUCCAGUCGGGCGAUGCUGACUUAUUUUUCCUCGGUGCAUGACCACCUGUUUCCAAAUAUAUUCUGGGUUGCCGUUUUUUAUCCUCUCUCGGCGAUUCUGACUCUGUUUUGCAACAUCAUGCUUAGCCCGGCGAGUGCAUCGGCGGCCUCUGAUCUCAAGAUUCUGGAGUGGAAUAUCGAUUUCAUGAGCGAACGAAACAGCAAGGAUUUUCUGCUUUCCGUGGCUCAAUUGACACAUCUAGAUCGACUAAAACAGUCGUGCGUCGAACUACUCAGGCUAGCACGAACGAGCGUCCUGCAAAGUCAAGGAGGUGCCUAG